Molecule: messenger RNA, 3623 nt
Organism: Panonychus citri (citrus red mite)
Lineage: Eukaryota; Metazoa; Arthropoda; Arachnida; Trombidiformes; Tetranychidae
Gene: nAChRbeta1
Product: acetylcholine receptor subunit beta-like 1
Exons: 6
Coding region: 1011-3203 (730 amino acids)
Biological process (GO): signal transduction; nervous system process; chemical synaptic transmission
Cellular component (GO): synapse; postsynaptic membrane; neuron projection
Molecular function (GO): transmembrane signaling receptor activity; acetylcholine-gated monoatomic cation-selective channel activity
Source: RefSeq, a predicted model, not a curated record
CAUGGUUAUCAAAGGGAAACAACAUCUCCACUUUCUCUGUUUUCUUACCUCGAGAAGCUUUUACCCUCUUCGCCAGUGUUUCGCCUUUUUUGCAUUUCUCUUUCUCUCUCUCUUUCUUUCCUUUCUCUUUUCCUUUCUUCUCUCUUUCUAAUUUACCCUGAAAGUGAAACAAAACCCGCCGCCAUUAAAUAAUAUCAAAAAACCUCCAAAACCCCAAAAUCACCAAAAUCCAAUCAUUUAAUAAAUUGUGAAUGAUCAACAAUAACAACACACAAUCAACAUCAUGUAUCAUGAUUGUGAAAAAGGAGGUAAAUCAAUUUGAAUUUUCACCUUGAUUGUUUUCCCACCUUGUGAUUUAGUGAUUACCAUUAUCAUCCUUGUAAUCAAAAUUUUCAACAAUGAUCAAUUGAUUAUCCAUAAUCUUAAAUCAUCAUCUUCAUUAUCUUAACAAUUAAAAUCCUUUAUUGAUUAUCCUUAUGAUAAGUAAAACAAUUUAAUCUCAUUUUUAAAUUUAACCUUUGAAAACCUUUGAAAAUAAAAAACAAAAAUAAUCUUAACCUUCACUUGACCACUACAAACACAUUAAUAUAAUAUCCAUCACAAUAAAUCUUAGCUUGACCAUUUCAUCCAACAAGUUGAACUGACCACCAAGUAAACAGAAUCUCAAUCACUUCAUCAUUAUCCCCAUCAAACCAACAAUUGAGUUUUCCAAUGGUGAAAAAUAAUUUAUAUCAAAUGUGUAUUUAUAUUUACAUGUGUCUACAAUUUUUACCAAUCAAAUUUAUAUCAAAAAAUUAGCAAUUAAGUCAAAUAAAAACUUGAAUCAGUUAAUCAUCACAAAACAAAACUAGUGAAAAAUUUACAUUAUCCUAAAGCUUAACAACCCAAUUAUUUAGUAAAUCAAUCAGUGAGUCCGUUUAAUCAUCGGCUUGGUCAUCUUUCCGUUACCAUCACCUCCCAAGAUCAUCAUCAUCAUAAUUGUAACCGGAAAAGGAAUUGAUAAAUUUUGAAUGCGACCAUCACCUUUGAACAGGUUAACCACACUCUGGAUGCUAUUCUUAUCAUCAUUCCUACUAUACACCUUCCCGUUAUUAUGUCUCCUCUUUUUCCGGACAAUUUUAUGCUCCGAUGCCGAGGAGAAACUGGUUCGGGACCUUUUCCGUGAUUACAAUAAACUUAUCCGCCCCGUCGAGCUUAUUAACAAGACCGUUGAAGUGCGUUUCGUGAUGUACCUUAUUCAGCUAAUUAACGUGAAUGAAAAAAAUCAAGUGAUGACCACUAAUGUUUGGUUGGAACUGCGUUGGAAUGAUUAUCAGUUUAAAUGGGAUCCCGCGGAUUACGGCGGAAUCAAAGUCCUUAGAUUACCCGCUGACAAAGUAUGGAAGCCCGAUUUAGUCUUAUUCAAUAAUGCCGAUGGUAAUUAUGAGGUUCGUUUUAAGAGCAACGUACUUAUCUCUGAAAAUUCUGAAGUCCAAUGGGUUCCUCCUGCAAUAUAUCAAAGUUCAUGUAAAAUCGAUGUGACUUAUUUUCCAUUUGAUCAGCAAAAAUGUGAAAUGAAAUUCAGCUCUUGGACAUUUAAUGGUGACCAGGUUAGCCUUAGUUUUUACGCUGACCCCUGGGUAGACCUAUCUGAUUACUCUAAAAGUGGUACCUGGGAUAUUGUUGAGGUUCCAGGAAUACUCAAUGUUUACAAUAAUAGCAAAUUUAAUAAACCAACGGAAACGGAUAUAACAUUUCACAUAACAAUUCGUCGAAAGACUCUCUUUUACACUGUUAAUCUAAUCUUACCAACAUUGCUCAUCUCAUUCCUAUGCAUUCUUGUCUUCUAUUUACCUGCAGAAGCAGGUGAAAAGGUUACAUUGGGUAUUUCAAUUUUACUUUCGUUGGUUGUGUUCUUGCUGCUGGUAUCGAAAAUACUGCCUCCAACAUCAUUAGUGCUUCCGUUGAUUGCCAAGUAUUUAUUAUUUACAUUUAUCAUGAAUUGUAUCUCAAUUCUUGUCACAGUGGUUAUAUUAAAUUGGAAUUUUCGUGGACCACGAACUCAUCGAAUGCCCGAUUGGAUACGUGUUAUAUUUCUCAAUUAUCUUCCAAUGUUUUUAUACAUGAAAAGACCUAAAAGAACCCGAUUGAGAUGGAUGAUGGAUAUGCCUUCACUUGGUGUACAUUAUCAUCCGUCCCGAGUACCUCAUGCACGAGGUAAUAAUAGUAAUAAUAAUAAUGGUAAUGGUAAUGUUAACAAUAAUAAUAACCAUCAACAACAACACCAUCAUCAUUUACGCAAUCAAAAUGCACAUCGUUAUCAUCAUCAUUAUCCAUCAUCAUCAUCAUCGAUUAACCAUCAUCACCAUCAGCAACAGUUAACAUCUUCAACAAUACAAAAUCGUAUGACACCUUCACCAACCUCAGUGAACAUGCCACCUUCACCUUUAGGUUCAACUGGUGAAGGUCAACCACAUGGUCACCAUGGUCCACACCAUCAUCAUCAUCAUCAUCCUCUUAAUAGAUUUCAUCAUCAUCAUCAACAGCCAAUUUCACCAAGAGCCUCAAAAAGUGUUCUAGAGAAUCUUGAAAUGUCCGACCUUGGGGGUGAAGGGAAUAUAUUACCCCCACCUCCGCCGCCCUUACCUCCUCCACCCUCACAUUUAAUCAAUUCACCAAUUGAUUUAAAUAUUAGUCAAUCAUCAUAUGAACAGUUUUCAGGUUCACCUGUUGGUGUUGGUCAAUCUUCACCCACCAAUUUAAAUUAUCGUCCAAAUUAUCUCGGUGAUCAAAGUGGUGAUCGUUCAUCAUCUUCAAACAAUUUACCUCAAAUGAGUAAAACUUAUCAACAACAUUAUCACAAUCAACAAAUUUCUCAUGCUCAAUCAUCAACAACAAACAAUAAUAAUAGAGGAAAAUUGAAUGAAAAUGAAACAUCAAUAGACAAUCAAAGUAUCGAUAUGAUCUGUCUAAGCUCAGCGGCUUCCAAAGCAACUGAAGCCAUUGAAUUUAUCGCUGAACAUUUAAGAGCCGAAGAUGAAUAUAUCCAGAUUCGUGAAGAUUGGAAAUACGUUGCCAUGGUUAUCGAUCGUUUCCAGUUGUACCUUUUUUUUCUUGGAACCCUAACAGGAACCCUGUGUAUCCUUCUAGAUGCACCCCAUAUAUUUGAAUAUGUUGAUCAAGAUGCUGUCAUUGCCAAUCACACAUCAAAAACAUUGGCAUAAUUUUUAUUUCCCCAGCAAUCAAAUUUUCAUGAUAAUAGUGAUGAUAAUGAGCUAAUCAUGAAUGAUAAUGAGCAUCCAUAUGUAUAUAUAUAUAAAAAAGCUCCCAUUAUGAUUCAAUAAUUUAAUAUCAAUCAAUUUGAUCAAUCAAUCAAAAAGAAAUAGCAGUAAACAUCAUUUACCCAAAUGAUUAAGUUGAAAUAGUAAAUAACUUUCCAAGCAUUGAUCAACAGCAAGAAAACACAAAUGUCCAAAAACUUGAAACUUCCGUUUAAUCCGAAAAAGCCAUCUAACCUUUGACCUGGUUAAACUUGUAGCCAAUGUAAUAUAAUAAUAGUAACAAUGUAAAACUAAUACAAUUUUGAUAUUUAAUGAAAGUGUUAACCAUGAUUAAAGAUGCACAUGGAUUGGAAAAACUUAUCA